AUGGGAACUAUGCUAAGAAAAAAUCUAUAUGCUUUACAUUCGAGUCGAACACUAGUUCUGAUAAUAUUGCAUGCUUUUGGAGGUGAAUAUACCUUUACGACUGUUUGGCUGAACCAGGAAAUGAGACCAUAUUUGUUGAGGUACCCAGCCAUUGCAAUAAGUGCAGCAAACCAAGUAAGGGUGUCCCAAGCAACAGAUUCGGAAAGACAUUCUUUCCAUGUGACCACACCACUUAUAAGGAGAACGGACAAUCCAAGAAUGGCUGCUAUUAGAUACAACAAAACCGGGACCACGAUCAAAGACACAAGUCCCGGCACAACUGCAGCCUUAGCCCAAUCCACCCAUCCAAUUGGCAUAUUUAUGGUGCUCAAUGUCAAAUUAGCCGCCAAGGGAUUAGCGGCCAUAGCCGUCAAGAACAUUGAAGACGAGAUCACGGACGUUUGGAAGCAAGUUAGCAUCAGCCAGGAGCCCAGCCUGUUUUCUGUCCCGUCCCCAACGUUACUACCACAGGCAACACAGAGGGAUUUCACCAGCGGUAGGAAAAUUCCGCCGGCUCUGGCGGAGACUGAAGGGAUGGCCGGCGCCAGAAGGGCCUCGCUGAAAACGAGACUCCCGGUUUUGAUAAACCCCCGCGCGAAAAAGAAGGCGAGCGCGAUUAGCCAGGGGAUCGGGUCCCCAAAGGCGGAGAAAGCGGCGGCGAAAGUUAGGGUUUUGGUGAGGACGCACGCGCCGAGGCCGAGAAGGGCAACGGCGCCGAGCGGCAGCGGCUGGGUGAUGAUCCCGACGAUGGUGGCCAGGAAGAUGGCGAGCAGCUGCCAGGCGACGCGGGAGACGCCGUCAGGGGCGGGCACGAACCAGAGGAUGACCCCCGUCGCGAUUGAGGCCGGAGCCGCCGCCGCCGAGGCCGAGGCGGCUGUGGUCGAUCGGCGAUUCGGGGAGGCGCCGGAGAGAAGUUUUUGUCUAAGGGAAAGGAAAGCAGCAGCAUUCCCUCCACGUGGGUUGUCGGAGUUUCUGAGGCUGUUGUUGGCCAGGCAUCGGAAUCUAGGGGUGAAGUGGAAGGAUUUGGGGGCGGCGGGUGGCCGCCGGGGAUUUGGGGAGGAUAGCGGGCGGAAUCGGAGGUUAACGGAGGGGGCGAGGGCCAAAAACGCCAUCGUUUUGAUGGCGGUUGGAGGUGGUAAAGGGGCGGAGUUCAACUGUAAGAGAAAGAGUGGAAUUAGGAGAGUCCAGUUGGGUGAGGAGCUGAUUGAGUGUUAA
Messenger RNA from Striga asiatica, 1254 nucleotides. NCBI's taxonomy places the organism in Eukaryota, Viridiplantae, Streptophyta, Magnoliopsida, Lamiales, Orobanchaceae. The record is from the annotation of a GenBank genome assembly.